AUGGCGGCGUCGAGCGGAAACUCGUCCUCCGGUUCGCCGCCGGUUCGGAACUCCGGUUCGUAUGGGGAUACGCAGAACCUGCGGAAAAGGAAGCGAAUGGAGUCGAACCGGGAGUCCGCCAGGCGGUCCAGGCAGAGGAAGCAGAGGCAGCUCGACGAUCUAACGGAUCAGGUUGCUCGGCUGAGGAAGGACAACGGUCAGAUCUCGGGCAGCAUAGAUCUGACCACGCAGCACUGCGUGCGCGUGGAGGCAGAGAAUUCGGUCCUGAGGGCGCGGGUGGCGGAGCUCACACAGAGGCUCCGGUCCCUUAACGAGAUCCUAAAUCUGAUGUGCUCCGCCGGGGCCGGCGACGCCGCCGCCGGAGGGUGCGUUUUCGAGGCGGAGGGUUUUACGGGUCAGGGGUUUGGGGACGGGCUGUGGAAUACGGUGGGGUUUAAUCAGGUGCAGCCGAUCAUGGCCUCGGCUGAGAUGUUUGAUUAUUAUUGA
Molecule: messenger RNA, 486 nt
Organism: Striga hermonthica
Lineage: Eukaryota; Viridiplantae; Streptophyta; Magnoliopsida; Lamiales; Orobanchaceae
Source: the annotation of a GenBank genome assembly